This is a messenger RNA of Amblyraja radiata (thorny skate), 1852 nucleotides long. RefSeq lists its product as uncharacterized. Bases 86 to 1327 code for a protein of 413 amino acids. The transcript has 2 exons. The record is from RefSeq and is a predicted model, not a curated record. Gene Ontology annotation, molecular function: DNA binding. NCBI's taxonomy places the organism in Eukaryota, Metazoa, Chordata, Chondrichthyes, Rajiformes, Rajidae.
GAGGUAGUUCCGAUUUUAAAAAGAGCAAGUCAGACCUCUAGACCAUUUAGUGAAAAGUUCAGUUGCUCAACAGUUCAGUUACACCAUGGAAUCCACGAGGAAAAAACAGAAGGAGCUGACUUUAUCCGAGAAGAUUCAAGUUCUUGAAUUGCUUCAGAGGCAAAAGAUCUCCCAAAUGGAACUAGCGAAGCGAUUUGGGGUGACGCAGCCAGUCAUCUCGAGGCUAAUCAAGAACAAGGAGAAAGUCAUGAUGGAAUGGCACACUAACAGCAAUCCAGAUCGAAAACGCAAGAGGGAAGGGAGGGAUAAUGAUGUGGACUCGGCGCUUUUCCAGUGGUUCCAAAUAGCCAAGGCGCAGCAUGUGGUGAUCUCCGAUGAAAUCUUGGCCGCCAAGGCAAAGUGUCUGGCAGAGGCGAUGCAGAUCAGAAACUUUGUUCCAACUGUUGGCUGGAUCAGUAGGUGGAAGGCUCGCCACACCGCCUAUUUUCCACAAGCACACGAAGACACCGAUGUCAUGGGCCAGUCAUCGGGCAUUGGAUCGCAUGAGGUUGUGCCACCAGAGGGAAUGACGGAGGAGGAGUUCCACCAGUACGUGGAGCAGGCAGCCAUUAAAGUAUGUGUCUGGGAUAUAGCUGAUCCAGAACCAGGUCACAGCAUGAAAGUGAUCACAAAAGCAGAAGUAAUUGAUGCUGAAGAAGAGAAACCCAUGCCUGUCUUCAAGGUGGCAAGAGGAAGUAAUGGCCAACUAAUGUCUUCAUCGAAUCAACAUAAUAUAUCCUAUGGCAGGAGUUCUACUUCAAGAAGAGAUAGCUGUGUGGAUAUGCCGAGCAGUUCUUGUUCACAGCCUGGUACCUCAGGUUACCAGCCCUAUGCAUUUCCUAGGUGGAUAACCCCAGAGUCUGGGCGAAAAUCAGAAGGAAAAUCUCAGUUAGCCACUCGGCUAUCAGCGAGCAACUGCUUUGAAGGAUUAAACAAGGCAGAUACUCGGCAGAUCAAAGGUGUCUCCCUUUCCCCGCCUUGCGUUAGAAUACCCUCCACACCGUCUCCCCGACCUGUCACAAGGGACGAUCUUCUGUUUCUGCAACAUCACCACGCUGGCAUUCCGGGCUUUGGAACCAGACACGAGAAGGAAGUGCCAGCCGUUUCUUCCAAGGAGCAAGAACUUAUCCUGGAAAACCAAAGGAAGUUUGGGUUGUACCUUGAUGAAAAAAGGGAAAGCCUUAAAAAAUUACAUGCAUUGGAGGAAGAACUGCUCAGGGCAAAAAUUGAAGUAGAGCAUUUAAAAGCACUAAGACUACGAGGAUUGUCAAUGUAUAAGGACUCUUAAAUGUCGAACCCAUUUUGUAUUCACUGUUUCAUCCCGAGUGUUCUUUUUAACAUUAUUAGGACAUUAUUGAUACAAUUGGAAGGGAUUUCCAUGGCUGUUCUCCCAUUUAUCACAAAUUUGACUGGAAAAACUGGAAAUUCAUCUUUUUAUUCACUAUCAGGGGACUAAGCCACAAAUACAUUGAGUAUUGACUGAUAACAGCACAAAACCAACAAUGAGAUUCUAGCUUCGCUGAUGGUCCAGUUUGUACAAUAUUUUAUAUUGCUAAGCCAGUAGAGUAGCCAGUGACUGACCUUCCAUUGCUGAGGACAUUUGUGUACAUUGAAAGAUGAUGAGGACAAUUGAUUUCAAUGCUUCAGUUGAUUUAGAUCAAGGUGGUAAAAAUAACCUACAAUCUAGGACUACACAAAAUAGAACAUCAAUUUCAGGUUGUGCAGGAAGGAACUGCAGAUGCUGGUUUAAACCGAAGAUAGACACAAAAAGCUGGAGUAACCCAGCGGGUCAGACAACAUCUCUGGAGAAAAG